GACUGCUCUGAUGGGCUGUUGUGUUCAGGGGAUUCUCCAGACAGUAGCUUAAUAUUUGUGCAGAAAAGCUUAAAGAAAAAUCAGGACAUUUUGCAAGGGGAAAUAGGCUCUCUUGAGCAAAUAGACGAGAUACACCAGCUAAACCAAGCCUUUUUUGGGUGUACAAUGGGGCCUCUUUUCCUGCCGCUCUCUAGCUGAAAGCACACAGCAGGCUCUAAGAAAUCUUGAGCUGUGAAUGCAAUGCCUCAUGUCCAACUUUACAGUUGGACCAGCCCUUCUGCCCCUCCUCCUUUCUCCCCCACCUUUCUGGAGAACCUGGGUGGUGUUUUCCCCCCUCCCCUUUCCUCUCACUGAAUGUUGCUCCUGGUUCACCCAUCUGCCUCUCCUUGUCGUUCUGAAAAAUCUAGAAGGAAGGUGGGUUUGUUCUGAAGCAAAAGGUGGAUUGGAUCAGCAGGGAAGGAGUUAAUUAAACUUUGAAGGAAGAAGAAGACUUCUCUUCUUUCCUUGGGACUGGAAGGAAUUAAACAGCGACAACUAUGGCUGGUUUAUUUUUCCUUGGAAUACUUUUAUCUCAACUUUUAGCCAUCACCUCUGCUCAGAGGCCAGGAGCACGAGGCUUGCCGGGACCGCGAGGGCCUCCUGGGUCACCUGGAAAGGAUGGCAUUGAUGGAGAACCUGGGCCCCCAGGCCUGCCAGGACCACCAGGACUCAAAGGAUCACGAGGAAAGAAUGGGAAGAAAGGAGAUGCUGGUUUGCCAGGCCUUCCUGGAGUAGAUGGUUUAACAGGUUUGGAUGGCCCGCCUGGACCAAUAGGGUCGCCAGGAGACCGAGGAAGUAUAGGAGCAGCGGGAGCUGUUGGGCCAGCGGGCAAAGGACCAUCAGGGCCACCGGGACCUCCAGGCACCAGUGGGCUUCCAGGAGGAAGGGGGCAGAAAGGCUCACCAGGACCAUCUGGACUCCCAGGGUUUCCUGGGUCACAGGGACCUCCGGGACCACCCGGCCUCCCUGGAGUGUUUGACCAAACUAGAGAUCUUCAGUGUCCAUCGCUUUGUCCACCUGGCCUUCCAGGACCCCCGGGAAUACCAGGAUUCAAGGGGCACACCGGUGAGAAAGGAGAAGUUGGGCAAGUAGGCAAAGAUGGGGAGAAGGGUUCGCGAGGAUUGCCAGGCCCAGCAGGGCCUCCUGGUAACAUCGGAUUGCAGGGUCCCCGAGGAUUAAGCGGAGACGUUGGACCAAUCGGUCUUAUUGGCGACAGGGGAGACAUCGGAUUCAGAGGGCAGCCUGGAAUUCCAGGGCCUCCAGGGAAAGCAGGGUCCCGUGGUGACAGAGGCCACCAAGGAUUUCGCGGUCCAAAGGGUGAUGCAGGUCCACCAGGACCAAACGGAGCUGCUGGGAGCGCUGGGCCUCGCGGAGAACCUGGCAUACCUGGGAAAAAUGGAAGAGACGGAGCACACGGACUUGAUGGUGAGAAGGGCGCUGCCGGUCGUUCUGGUGCUCCUGGAGAGAAAGGCCCUCAUGGACUCCCUGGACUACCUGGGGGCGCAGGCACUAAAGGAGAAAAGGGCCAGCCUGGAAGCCCUGGAGAAAUGGGGGAGUCUGGUCCUUCAGGAGAACCAGGUAUACCUGGAACUCAAGGUAUCCCUGGUGAGAGAGGUGAAGCUGGGCCAAGAGGAUCUCCUGGACAGCCAGGUCUACAAGGGCCUAUGGGAGUAGCAGGUGUAAGAGGUUUCCAGGGCCGUGCAGGACCAAGUGGGGAACCAGGCCGACCUGGUGCCACUGGGCUACGGGGUGAAUCCGGCCAGCAGGGUCCUACUGGGGUUUCGGGACCCAAAGGUAACCAGGGCAUUGCUGGGACAGAUGGACUACCAGGAAGUAAAGGAGAACAGGGCCCUUUUGGCUCUCCUGGACAGAAAGGGGAAGCAGGACAGAGAGGAGAGCCUGGCCCGAAAGGAGUCCACGGCCCCAAUGGAACUGCUGGACUUCCAGGAAUUCCAGGCCAUCCUGGCAAAAUGGGUUUGCAAGGCGAGCAAGGAAUCCCUGGGAUUGUGGGGAAACCAGGCCCUCCGGGAAAAGAAGCUAGUGAGGAACGCAUCCGAGAACUCUGCGAUGGAAUGAUCAGUGAGCACAUUGCCCAGUUAGCUGCUAAUUUAAGGAAACCCUUGGCUCCUGGACUCAUGGGGAAGCCUGGGCCCGCUGGACCUCCGGGGCCUGCUGGAGCAAUGGGGAGCAUUGGACAUCCUGGGGCUCGUGGUCCACCCGGAUACAGGGGACCCCCAGGGCAUUUGGGAGCUCCUGGGCCUAGAGGGGACUCAGGUGAGAAGGGAGACAAAGGAGUCGCUGGCAAAGGCGUGGAUGGACCUGUUGGAGAUCAAGGCCCACAAGGACCACCAGGUGUUCCUGGAAUCAGGAAAGAUGGUCGGAAUGGUGCGCCUGGUGAACCUGGGUUACCAGGGGAUUCUGGAAGACCGGGUUCAGCUGGAGCACAAGGAACUACAGGACUCUGUGAUUCGUCUGCCUGCAUAGGAGCUGCUGCUAGAGGGAAAUUCAAGAAAUCAUAAAUCUGCAGGAAGUUGAAUGAAGUGAGUGAGGAAAGGGAACACGACAUUCAAUGCAGUUGUUACCAAGAGAGAGUAUUUAUGGCUCAGGGUUGAACUGUGGGGUCCUUGGUGCUCUCUGAACUUGAUAGUUUUCUUGCAGAUGUUUAGUUAUCCAACUAGGCGGCGACAUCAGUGCAUUGAUGAUGUCACCUAGUUUGGUAAUGAAAUGUCUGCAAGAAAACCUCCAACCUUAGAGAGGGCCAAAGAACCCCACAAGGGAAUUGUUCAUACACAGUGAAAGAAACAUUGUCCGGAUUGAAAGAGGGUUAAUAAAAUGGAUGCUCUUUUUCAGUUCCAUGGGGGGGGGGGGAGAAUC
This is a messenger RNA of Thamnophis elegans (Western terrestrial garter snake), 2913 nucleotides long. It is a transcript of the gene COL9A3, whose product is annotated as collagen type IX alpha 3 chain. NCBI's taxonomy places the organism in Eukaryota, Metazoa, Chordata, Lepidosauria, Squamata, Natricidae. The coding region runs from base 537 to 2558 and encodes 673 amino acids. The transcript has 32 exons. The record is from RefSeq and is a predicted model, not a curated record.